Messenger RNA from Cannabis sativa, 900 nucleotides. RefSeq lists its product as uncharacterized. NCBI's taxonomy places the organism in Eukaryota, Viridiplantae, Streptophyta, Magnoliopsida, Rosales, Cannabaceae. The transcript has 4 exons. Gene Ontology annotation, molecular function: cysteine-type peptidase activity. Gene Ontology annotation, biological process: proteolysis. The record is from RefSeq and is a predicted model, not a curated record. Bases 13 to 900 code for a protein of 295 amino acids.
GGGAGCACUCCAAUGGAGCUUAUGUCCUCAGGUUCUCAAUCAGCUGGGGAUGAUAGGGAUUUCAAAAUGGUGACUUAUGUGAAGGGCCUUUAUGCUCUUAAUGAUGCUUUUGCUGAUCCCGUAUCUACCGAGAUUGAGGCAAAAUUUGACUCUUGGAUUGGUGAAGGAUUGCUUAAACAUCCUAGGCAUUAUAAUUGUUAUGAAGACGGCGCAAAGAAAUUUACCCCGGGUUUUAGGCUAGGUGUUGAUUAUGUUGAGGAUAAAACUUGGUUUUACCAUUUGGCCACAUGCGACAUGUUUAUGAACGACUCGCAUAUGAACACCAUAUUCUAUUACCUUCGGAAAAAAGGUAAGUAUUCUUCCGCUGUGACGUUGAAUUUCGCAACUACUGAUUGUCUUUUUGAUGAUUCCAUCCAAGCAUUGUACCACAAAUUUAACAAGGCCAAGUCAAUGAAGACUAAGAUGUCACACAUUCACGCUGCCCACCCAAUUGCGCAUUACAUCCGAGGUAUGCGCAUUCCCUGUUCCAAGCCUUGGUAUGAAGCCGAUCACGUGCUUUUCAUCAUCAAUUUAAGAAGGGAAAGUCAUUGGGUUUUUGGGCGUCUUGACGUGAACGAAGGGACGUUGUUUCUGUACAAUUCUUUGAGAACCGCGAAGAUGAAUGCCGCAGCUAGGAAUGCGAUGAAGGCUUAUUCCGUUGAUUGUGGAGCAUAUGUUGCUGCCUUUGCUGAAUUCUUUAUACACGGAAAGGAUGUCCCUGCAGACUUUGACAUCGAAGUUUAUCGAACCCGACUUGCUUCACUUUUCUACUCGUACGGACAAAGGAAAAUUGACGAAAGUAUUGACAGCGAGGAUGAGAAGCAAACCAAGUCUUCUAAGGCAUCUAAAUUGAAGAAAUAG